This is a messenger RNA of Fusarium coffeatum, 1581 nucleotides long. RefSeq lists its product as uncharacterized. Bases 1 to 1581 code for a protein of 526 amino acids. Gene Ontology annotation, molecular function: acetyl-CoA hydrolase activity; acetate CoA-transferase activity. Gene Ontology annotation, cellular component: mitochondrion. Lineage: Eukaryota; Fungi; Ascomycota; Sordariomycetes; Hypocreales; Nectriaceae. The transcript has 4 exons. The record is from RefSeq and is a predicted model, not a curated record. Gene Ontology annotation, biological process: acetate metabolic process.
AUGGCUUCUCCUGUUGCUUCUGCCGCCCUCAAGGCGCGCGUGCGCAAUCCUGCCAUGCUCAAGAAGCUUGCGCGACCUGAUGAGCUGAUGCACCACUUUCCCAAUGGUUCUUACAUCGGCUGGUCUGGCUUUACCGCUGUCGGAUACCCAAAGAAGGUCCCAGCUGCCAUGGCCGACUACGUCGAGCAGAACAACCUCCAGAGCAAGAUGAAGUACUCCCUCUUCGUCGGCGCCUCGGCAGGUUCCGAGACGGAGAACAGAUGGGCUGCUCUCGACAUGAUCAACCGACGAAGCCCUCACCAGGUCGGCAAGGAUAUUGCCAAGGGAAUCAACUCUGGACGCAUCAACUUUUUCGACAAGCAUCUGUCCAUGUUUCCUUCUGAUCUUGUUUACGGCUUCUACACAAAGGACCGUCCUAACAGCAACCUCGACGUUACUGUCGUUGAGGCCACCGAUAUUCUUGAGGAUGGCAGCUUCGUUCCUGGUGCCUCUGUCGGUGCUACUCCCGAGCUGAUCCAAAUGGCCGACAAGGUCAUUAUCGAGGUCAACACCUCCAUCCCCUCUUUCAAGGGUCUCCACGACAUCACCUUCACCGACGUUCCUCCCCACCGCACACCUUACAACAUCACUGCUGUCGAGGACCGAAUUGGUUCCACCUCAGUCAAGGUCGACCCCUCCAAGGUCGUCGCCAUCGUCGAGUCCGACUACUGGGAUGCCACCGGCCCCAACGCCGCCAUGGAUGAUACCUCCCGCCAAAUCGCCGGCCACCUGAUUGAGUUCUUCGAGCACGAGGUCGCCCAGGGUCGCAUGCCCGCCAACCUUCUGCCUCUUCAAUCCGGUAUCGGUAACGUCGCCAACGCCAUUGUCGGAGGUCUCAACGAGUCCAAGUUCAAGAACCUCAAGGUCUGGACCGAGGUUAUCCAGGAUACUUUCCUCGACCUCUUCGACUCUGGCAAGCUCGACUACGCUACCGCUACAUCCACCCGUUUCUCCCCCGACGGUUUCAAGCGCUUCUACGACAACUGGGACGCCUACGCCGACAAGAUCCUUCUCCGAAGUCAGGCUGUUUCCAACGCUCCCGAGAUCAUCAAGCGUCUUGGAGUUAUCGGAAUGAACACCCCCGUCGAGGUCGACAUCUACGCCCACGCCAACUCCACCUGUGUCAGCGGAACACGCAUGCUCAACGGUCUCGGUGGAUCAGCCGAUUUCCUCCGUAACGCCAAAUACUCCAUCAUGCACACUCCCUCCAGCCGACCUUCCAAGACCGACCCCCACGGUGUUUCUUGCAUUGUCCCCAUGUGCACCCACAUUGACCAGACCGAGCACGAUCUCGACGUCAUCGUCACCGAGCAGGGUCUUGCCGAUGUCCGCGGUCUUUCCCCCCGCGAGCGCGCCCGCACUAUCAUCAACAAGUGCGCCCACCCCAAGUACCAGCCCAUCCUGACACACUACUACGAGAAGGCCGAGAGCGAGGGUCUGAAGAAGGGUAUGGGCCACGAGCCUCACCUUCUCUUCAACGCUUUCGACCUGCACAAGGCUCUUGCUGAGGAGGGUAGCAUGCUCAAGGUCAAGCCUUGGUAA